UCUAUACUUGUCUUCUGCCAACCCCAUAAUUUCCCACUUACCAAUUCACUACUUCUACUUCCCAACCAAAUACUGCCCAAAUUGAUAGCUUCCAUAAACAUACAUAAAAAUUAGAUAUUUUUAUUCCAUUUGGAGAGUGGAGCCCCUUAAAUAAAAACUGAUUCAAAGCUGGAUUAGCCACUGAAUUAGAGAAAUGACAGUGAGAAAUAGAAGUUGGGGUUAAGUAUUUGGUGCGAACUAUUUCUUCUGCUGAGACAUGGUUGCAAAGGGCCUGUCAAAAACUAACUCAAGAACUCAAAGAAGUGCUUUUGACAAGAAUUGUGGUGUGAUCCCUUGUCCCAAUUGUCCCUUCGGAGGAAUAACAUUGAUGUAGUUUUUAUUUUCGUUUAAUCACUGGUUUGUGAAGCUUUAUAUUUGGCAGUCGGUGCCUGCAUGAUAAUGAAUCCCGACAAGAAAUUUCAGCAGAUAUGGGAGUUUAGGAGUAGAGAGGAUGAUGUUGACUCGUCAAGUGAUGAUUCCAAAUCAAAUUCGAGUCAUGAGCCAGUUCACAAGAAGCACAAGUUAGUUUUUGAUAUUGUUUUGCCUGAAAAAGAUGAAGUCAAUGGUACUCCAAGAUCUCAAAGGAAUAAUAAGCUCCAUGCGACCCAGUGUGUGGAAGGUAUCAAAAAGAGAGCAACCUUGAAAAGGAAGAAAAACAUCAUGCAAAACAAAACGAGGGGACGUUCUGUCGAAGAAAAAAAAAAUGCAGAUGGAAAUCUCAGGACCGAAGAGAUGGUAAUGUUGGAUGAUUUUAAGAACUUCACGGAUUCCUUAAUAGGCGAACUUAAAGUGGCAAGAGAGAAAAUGUUUGGACGGAUGAGGGACAAGAUGAGAAAGUUGAUGUCUACAAAGUCAUCUUUGCGGCCAAAAAAGAAGGAUAUUGAAUGUUCUCGGAAGAACGAAUACCGGACUAAGCGUCGAUCUGAGUCACGUAAAAAGAGUAAAAGUAAUGUGGCUUCUAAUACAAAUGAAUUUCCGAUAGUUGUUGAAGAGGGCAUAAUCCACAACCAAGUUCUUGAAGCAACUCCAACAAAGGAGCCAAACAGAGGGAAAGCUUCAGGAUUACCUACAAAAAAGGCAGAGGAUUCAGAUGAAAUAGUUUCUUCAUCAUGCUUGAGUUUGCCUUUGAAUGAUCAUAUUCUACCAGCAGCAGCCUUGAAUAAACCAAGCUCGGAAAUAGAGGCAGGAGAAUUAUUAAAUGGAAAAAUUCACGUUGGAUUUCCGGGAUUCCAACAAGAAGCACAAAUCGGAAGUUUUUCUAACCUAAGUUCCAAAACUACAGGUUUUCGUGGCCUACAUUACUCUCAAACAUCGAGCGUUAACAUCGGCUUCCCAUUUCCACUUCAUCAGGGUGGUCUGGAGAGUCAAACUUUUUUCGAGAAUUCAUUCAUGGAUAACAGCAUAGUCUCCACUCGGUCGAACAAUGGCAUCGGGAAAUUUUCCGGGGGAAGUCAUGCAAUGCCAGAAUGCUCUUUGGUCAACAGCAUUAAUAGCCACGGGAAAUAUAAAGCCGAUGGGGAAAUUGUGUCAGUAAGAACUCAAGAUCUUAAAGAUGGCCGAUUUUACAUGAAUUAAAUUGAGGAACGAACAAUAUUUAGCAACCAAUGACUAAAGUUGACGACUUGAAGUAUCCUUCUAGUUUUUCUGUCUAAGAGACGAUUGGCAUAUGAAUCCUGGGCCUACUUUCUGGUUCAAUCCUAUCAUUUUUCGCUUGCGCAUAUAUCUAUGUAAAAAUUCAUAUGCAACUUUAGUUAUCUAAUCGUCGAUUUAAGCGAAUUAUUGUUGUCGGAUUUCACUUAUAUGGUUUGAGCAAUGAAAAUGUUCCUUUUGUGUUACACAUGUAAAAAUUCAUAUGCAACUUUAGUUAUCUAAUCGUCGAUUUAAGCGAAUUCUUGUUGUCGGAUUUCACUUACAUGGU
This is a messenger RNA of Olea europaea var. sylvestris, 1957 nucleotides long. RefSeq lists its product as uncharacterized. The record is from RefSeq and is a predicted model, not a curated record. NCBI's taxonomy places the organism in Eukaryota, Viridiplantae, Streptophyta, Magnoliopsida, Lamiales, Oleaceae. Bases 433 to 1614 code for a protein of 393 amino acids. The transcript is spliced from 2 exons.